AUGGGCCAGCUGCUCCUGCUGCCGCUGGUCCUGCUGCCGCUGCAGUGCCUGGAGGCCAAGAGGAAGGAGACCAUCCGGGUCUUCGUGGUGCCGCACAGCCACAUGGACGUGGCCUGGGGUCAGGAGAACAUGCUCACAUACGUGUCCAGCGUCUACACAUCCGUGGUGGGGGCGCUGAUGCAGGCCAAGAAGCGCCGGUUCAUCAUCGUGGAGCAGGAGUAUUUCCGGAUGUGGUGGGACAGAGUGGCCUCAGAGCAGCAGAAGCAUCAGGUCCGUCAGCUCCUGAACCAGGGACGCCUGGAGUUUGUCACAGGAGGCCAGGUGAUGCACGACGAGGCAGUGACACACGUGGAUGACCAGAUCCUACAGCUCACAGAAGGACACGCGUUUCUCUACAAGACAUUCGGCGUCCGGCCGCAGUUCUCCUGGCAGGUCAACUCGUUUGGCGCCUCUGCCACGACCCCCACCCUCUUUUCUCUGGCGGGCUUCCAGGCCCACGUCAUCUCCCGCAUCGACUAUGACCUGAAGGCGGACAUGCAGAAGACCAAGAGCCUGCAGUUCGUGUGGCGAGGGUCCCGCUCCCUGGAGCUGCAGAAGCAGGAAAUCUUCACACACGUCCUGGACCAGUUCAGCUACUGCUCGUGAGUGGUUCUGCCGGCCCCACUGUCCUGCAGGUCGGGGUUCCAAUGGGAAGGCCUUGCCACGUUCCCAGGCUCAUCACCUGAUGGAAAAUACCCUGAGAUGGACCCACCCGUCACUCCUCACAACAUCGAAACCUACGUGGAAGAGCUGGUCCUGGACUCGAAGCACCGGGCUCACUGGUUCAAGACUCAGAAGUUGCUUUGGCCCUGGGGCUGUGACAAGCAGUUCUUCAAUGCCUCGCUGCAGUUCGACAACAUGGACCUUCUGGUGAAAUACUUCAAGAGGAACGAGUCGCAGCUGGGAGUCUCCGUGCAGUACGCCACCCUCAGGGAGUACUUCAGCGCCCUUCAUGCUCUCAACAUCACCUGGAAAACGCGUGCACACGAAGACUUCCUCCCCUAUUCCUCAGGGGAGUUUCAGGCCUGGACGGGCUACUACGCCUCUCGCAGUGGGCUCAAGGCCCUGGCCAGGCGGGCCAGUACCCUGCUGUACGCCGCGGAGUCCAUGUUCGCGCGGCACCUGUGGCCGGAGCAUGACACGGCCGUGAACACCUCCUGGGCCCUGCAGCAGCUGCAGCAGCUCCGCUGGGCCGUGUCCGAGGUCCAGCACCACAAUGGAAUCUCCGGGACUGGGAGCAACAGGAUGAGAGACAUGUACGUGGAGCACCUGGCUGCGGGCAUGGAGAGCGUGCACCGGCUGAUGGCCUCCAUCGUCAGCGGGAGUGGACAGAAAUCACUGCCGGUGUGUGUGGGUCUCGGUGCAGAUGCAGAUCCUGUCGGACUCAGCGCGGUCAUCUACAACCCCCUGGCCUGGGACCUCACCACUAUCGUCGCCCUGACCGUGGAUGACCCCACGCUCAGAGUCACUGAUGGGCUGGGCAGGUCUCUGCCCCUGCAGUUGCAGAAAUCAAAGACGAUACCAAACAAAUAUGACCUGUAUAUGUUGGUCACCAUCCCAGGACUGAGUUACCAGCAAUACAUCAUCUGGCAGAGCCAGGGCAAACAGGACACUUUCAUCAAUGUAUCGGAGCCAAGUUAUUUUGGCCGGAGGAGAAGAAUUUCCAUGGUGUCAGAUGAAAAGCACCUCACGUCGGUGCAGAAUGACUGCUACACCGUCUUCCUGGACCAGGACACCAAUCUGCUGCACAGCAUUCUGGAGAGAGGGAGUAACAGGACAGUCCCCAUGAAGCAAGAGUUCCUGGAGUACCACAGCAGCGGCAACGUGUUUGAAGGUCCCGUCUCGGAUAACUAUCUGUUCCUGCCCACUGAGGCAGCCGUGCAAGCCUGGGGAGCCGUGGCCCUGGAGGUCGUGGACGGGCAGCUCAUGACUGAGAUCCGGCAGUAUUUCUACAGAGACGAGAUGGAUGCCUCCUACACCUACGCCAUCUUUUCCCGGCUGGUGCACGUGUCGCGGGAAGCCAAGGGGGAGCUGCUGUGCCAUCGGAUAGAGCAGGAGCUCAGAGUGGGCCCCUUGCAGGUCAACCGAGAGGCCAUCCUGAGGACCAGCACCAGCCUGAAUACUGGCCGCCACCUCUACUCUGACGGUAACGGCUACCAGAUGCAGAGCCGGCCCUACAGAGACCACGCCAACAACAGCAUCGCUCGGAAUUACUACCCCAUGGUGCAGUCGGCCUUCAUCCAGGAUAACCAGAGCCGUCUGGUGGUGCUGUCCGAUCAGGCACACGGCGUGUCCAGCCAGGACAAUGGGCAGGUCGAGGUCAUGCUGCAUCGCCGCCUGUGGAAUGUAGACCAAGGGAAGCAUUCGCUCAACCUCACGCUGGCCGACGACUCAGUGGUCAGCCCUGUGUUCUGGCUCCUGUUGGGCCCCCUGCCGCUGACCACAGCCCUGCGCCAUCAGAGCGGACUGGCACUGCAGCACAGGCCUGUCGUGCUGCUGAGAGAACUGAGGGAGUUCCCCCACAGUGUCCCGGGACGCGGGGGCCAGCACGCCGUGACGCUGCCCCCCAGCCUCCACCUGCAGCUCCUGAGCGUCCCCGGCUGGACCUACAGCGCCAACCAUACGGAGCAUCUGCGGAGCAUCAAGGGAGGUCACCAGGCACAGGCCAAGGCCGACCUUCACCGCGUCCUGCUGCGUCUCCAGCACCUGUAUGAGGUCGGGGAGCACCCGGUGCUGUCUCAGCCCGUGACGGUGAACCUGAAGGUCCUGCUGCGCGGGCUGGGCUCGGUGGAGACGGUGGAGGAGCGCUCCCUCACAGGCACCUGGGCCGCGGGCGCCCUGCAGCGCUGGCGCUGGAAGACUCCCCAUCUGCGUCAUAAAGAAGGUUUGGGGGCCGUGGUGUACCAGCACUGA
This is a messenger RNA of Sorex araneus (European shrew), 2952 nucleotides long. It is a transcript of the gene MAN2B2, whose product is annotated as mannosidase alpha class 2B member 2. Gene Ontology annotation, molecular function: alpha-mannosidase activity; carbohydrate binding. The record is from RefSeq and is a predicted model, not a curated record. Gene Ontology annotation, cellular component: lysosome. Lineage: Eukaryota; Metazoa; Chordata; Mammalia; Eulipotyphla; Soricidae. Gene Ontology annotation, biological process: mannose metabolic process. The transcript is spliced from 18 exons.